UGCAGGCCUAUCUCUGGGUGUCUCCUGAAGGCCAGGGCAACCUGUCCUGGUUGAUAUCAUCUUUGGAAAUUUCACACAGGAGCCGACUUUGUGCUCAGGUAUUUCAGGAUCACCCUGGGAGGUCUGCUUUACAGAAGUUAACAGCCUUGACUGGGGCAGGGAAAUGCUAUUCCUCAGAAGCCAUUUGGCACAGCUUCCACGUUGGGGUAUUCUGUAUAGACCAAGCAGGGCAUGUAAUAACUGCUCAGACGGGUCUGGAACGGGGUCUUUAUGGGGACGAUUCGGAAUAGAUCUAAGCAGACAUGACUGCCGGUGAAAGAUUUGUCAGCCGCCAGAAUAUCAGGUAACAACGCCUUUAAACCCACUUCUUCCUGUGAUGGCACUAUUCCUUCCUACGCUCCCCUUGGGGAAGGUAGGCCUGCCCUGCCCACGGUGGCAAGGAAGUAGUGCGGUAUGGAAAUGCCACGCCUGGGUUCAGUGCCCGUCUCCCAUUCUCCUCUCUCCACGGGAUCUUGCCUGCUCCCGCCGGUCUGGCAGGUGGACACCGGCCGCGAGUCUGCGGUUGAGCCAAGCGGGUGCGGCGCCGGCCGUCGGAAAGGUGUGGAGGGAAAGUGGCCGGCUAACAUGUGCACGACCCAGAGGCCGGAGAUCGGGACUCCCGGGAGGGCGGCCCCCGGCCCGCCGGGCGACCUUGGGGGAGCGGGCUCCGUCUCUGGGCGAAGGUGUGCAGUUCCCGCUACCUGCCGGUCCGGCGGCGCUCUGGCUUCCUCUCCCUUUUCCGGCGGCCCUUUGCCAGGUCGGCCUAAGCUGGCUUCUCCCAGAUGCAUGCAAGGAUAUUAGAAUGUACAAGGAGACACCUUCCGCCGGCCAGCCUUUUGCUUUUAAUUGUAUAAACCUGUCACCAACGUCCGGGAAAGUACAUGUAACAUGGUAUAAAUAUCCUGGCAAAAGCCCAAUAUCCACAAAUGCACAGUCCAGAAUUCACCAGGAGCAAAACUGGAUUUUGUUUCUCCCCCUGACACAGGAGGACACCGGGAUCUACCAAUGUGUCAUAAACUAUACAAACACCUGUCACAGAAUCCAUGUAAACCUAACUGUGUUAAGAAAAUAUUGGUAUUGUUUUUCUGGAAACAGUCAACUGAUUUUAUCAGAUGAAUACAAACAAAUAUUACAUGCCGGAAAAGACGACAGUCUUACCUGUCAUCUGAACUUCCCACAGAGUUGUGUUUUGGAUUCAAUAACGUGGUACAAGGACUGUAAAGAGAUUAAAGGAGGACGGUUUACUCGUUGGAGAAUUAAGCUCUCAGUGAGCAACGUUUCAGCAGAAGACGGAGGGGACUACGCGUGUCAAGCCCAACUGACACACACAGGGAAGCGGUACACUAUUUUAAACAGCAUCACUGUGAAUAUCACAGAAACACAUGGAUAUGCAGGAAGAAUUCCUAAAAUCAUUUAUCCAAAAAACAAUUCAAUUGAAGUACAACCUGGCACUACCCUUACUGUAGACUGCAAUAUAACAGACACAAGGGAUAAUACAAAUCUCCGAUCCUGGAGAGUCAAUGACACCUUGGUGGAUGAUUACUACAAUGAAUCCAAACGAAUCAGAGAAGGAUUUGAAUCUCACAUUUCUUUUCAGAAACAUAUUUUUUACACAGUGAACAUAACCUUCUCAGAAGUGAAAAUGGAAGAUUAUGGCCGUCCUUUCAUUUGCCAUGCUGGAGUGUCGGCAGCGUACUUUAUUUUAAAACUCCCAGCCCCGGAUGUUCAAGCUUACUUGAUAGGAGGGCUUGUCACCCUGAUAGGCGCAGCAGUGUCUGUCACGUACAUCUACAACAUUUUUAAGAUUGACAUUGUUCUCUGGUAUCGAAGUGCUUUCCUUUCUACUGAGAUCAAAGAAGAUGGGAAGCUGUAUGAUGCCUAUGUCUUGUACCCCAAGCCCCAAAGAGAAAUCCAGAGUCAUGAGGUGGACACACUGGUGUUGAAGAUUCUGCCCGAGGUGCUGGAGAGGCAGUGUGGAUACAAAUUAUUUAUAUUUGGUAGGGAUGAAUUUCCUGGACAAGCUGUGGCCAAUGUCAUUGAUGAAAACAUCAAGCUGUGCAGGAGGCUGAUCAUCAUCAUAGUUCCUGAAUUCCUGAGCUUUGACCUGUUAAAGAACAUGUCCGAAGAACAAAUCGCAGUCUAUAAUGCGCUCAUCCAGGACGGGAUGAAGGUCAUUCUGAUUGAACUGGAGAAGGUCAAGGACUACACGGCCAUGCCAGAGUCAAUUCAGUACAUCAAGCAGAAGCACGGGGCCAUCCAGUGGAGUGGGGACUUCACAAAGCAGUCACAGUGCGCAAAGACCAAGUUCUGGAAAAAAGUGAGAUAUCACAUGCCACCCAAAAGGCCUCCACCGUCUUCUUCCGCCCAGAUGCUGAAGCACACGUACUGAGACCUCAUAGCCGGCAAGUGGGGGGCCAAGGUGGGUUCAUCACCAGUUGGCAUUGUUGGCACGGGGUGGCUUACAGAGGGGCAACGAUGCAUCACACUUGGACCAUCUGCUUGAAGCUUGCUACCGUAUAUACUUGUGGUGAGAGGGCCUGUGUCUGUUGCUUGUUUUGAUCAGAGCUACUUCUUAAGGGAAAGACGUCACCUCUCCAGAAGGCCCUCCUUCACUUACAGGCUCUCUUGAACACUCCCUGAAUGCAGAGAUGUAGCACAUGAGCCCUGGGGUAAUGGGACGCGAGAGUUGUAGAGUGGCGGUUAAGAUGUCAGGAAGUUUGGCAUGUAGUGUAGCAUACGUGGGGCCAGAGAUGGAAGUCAGGGAAUGGCGGGAGGCAAUCUGCGGGGAGGGCAGGCGAGGAUAAUGGCACUUUUUUCAUGACCACGGUCGUAGCACAUUGAUACUGGAAGCCACUUAAAGGUCACACAGACUAGCGGGGACCAAGUGUGGCGCCACUGGGAUUGCACAUUAGUUACCCUCCUGCUGGACUCCAGUCUUGAAAGACUUUAUCCACCAAAUCAAAAUAAGUAACAAUUCGCUUGUUUUUCCAGCUGGCCUAUGAAGGCCAGAAUUCUUAGAAGCAUGUGAGAGACACAGGUGGCACACCAAGAUGACGCAAUUCUAGUCCACGUCAAACAAAGCCAUCUGUCAGUUAGCCGGUGUCCCCUCAUCACAGGUCAAUCUAUGUUCGAACAAGGCAUGAGGAUUUCUGAUGCUAAAACUUCGCUGUAAACUCAUCUGUAAACUACUGUCAAAGACCUGACCUGAGGCUUAGAUAGCAUCCAAGUUCUGUGGUUUUGAUGACAUCAAACCCUAACAAGUGACCUGCUAUGGUCAGAAUGUUGUAUCUCCCAAAUUUACAUGUUGCAACCCUAAUACCCAAUGUCAUGGUAUUGGGAGGUGAGGCCUUUGAGGAGGAGGUGAGGUGACUGGGUCAUAACGGUGGAGACCUCACGAAUAGGAUUAGUACUCUCGUAAAAGAUACCCCAAGAGGUCCCUUGCCCCUUUGGCUAUGUGAGGACACAGCUAGAAGUCUGUGAUCUGAAAGAAAGCCCUCACCUGACCAUGAGGGCACCCAGUGUUAAUAAGCCACCCAGUGUAUUGUGCUUCAUUAUAGCAACCCAGACAGACUAAGGCAUGGCCCGAAUGAAGGGUCAUGGGGACUGGAAGGGAAUCAGCCAAUGGGCAGGACAGGGGCUGGGGAGGGGGAGGAGGAGCAGAAGGGGUGAGUUGGGAGAACAAAGACCCCAGCAUGCAGGAAUGAGCAGAGUGGACGGAGUCUGGGGGAUGGGGGACAGGAAUAGGUGGCUGCGUGACCUUCUUGACAGGCUGCAGACAGCAUAAAGUGUCUGGUGGGAUCUUACGUCACGAGGAGCCCCCUCAAGUCUUUUAGAAUUUAGGUUCCGAGGUGACCUAAGGUUACACAUUUCUUUGCCAUCAUACCCCAGUUCUCACUUAGCGUCAAGCCCCUCUUUAUUUUAUGUAACGUUUGUUCUUUGAAGAUUUUUUCAUUGUGCUAAAGUAUAUAUAAUGUGAAAUUUACCAUCUCAACGAUUUUUAACUGUAUACUUUAGUGGCAGUAAAUACAUUCACCUUGUACAACCAUUAGAACCGUCUGGUUCCAGAACUUUAUCAUCUUCCCCAACUGGAACUCUGUCCCCUUUAAACACUAACUCUCCCUCCCCGCUGUCACAGCCCCUUCAAUGUUCUGCUUUCUAUGUCUAUGAUUUUGGCUAUGCUAGGUCCUGCAUAUAAGUGGAAUCAUACAGGAUUUGGCCUUUUGUGGCUGGCUUAGUUCACUUAGCCACAUGUCACUAAGAUUCAUGUGUAAUAUUUGCUUUUUGUUUCAUUAUUCUUAUUUAGUCCCUCCCUCCCUUCUUUAUUUCUUAUCUGCUUGAAGAGUAGCAUGUGUCUAUUUUAUUAUGGGGACUGGGACAACCACCAGAAGUAAUAAGCUUAUUAGGGUCCUUCUAAUCAGAUGUUUGUAAACUCUUUGCUUCUUGGUUUCUGUAGAACAUGGGAGUCCUAAUUCCUCAUGGAGGAUUUGCCAGUUUAAGGAAAAGAAGCUAUUUCUCUGGAUGUACCCCGGAGCAAAGCGACGGCCACUGAUGUGUUCCUCAUUCUGUUCCCCUCGCUGCCUCAGUUUUCUCUUCUCUGCUUUGUACCUGGAGAUUGCUAUCGAUGCUGGAGGAGGCUUGUUGGCUGCGGGGGUCAGACAGGCAUUUUGCCCUUCACUUUGGCUUAUGUGGAGUCCAUGCCCCAAAGCCUCCCCCUUCCUUCCAAGCCCUUUCUUUCCAGGGGAUGAAGAGAGACAGAGAAGCCCCAAGAGUCAGGAUACACUUGAAAGAACUCUGGCCAUGAUAUUCAGGGAAAAAAAUUUUAACUGAAGGGGGGAAAGAAAAUCAAUCGGCAUUGAAUGUUUUGCAGUAGGCAGCCCACAGUUUUUGGAGAAUCCUAAGCUUUCUACUACCUUCUUAAAGUCACACAAAGAAUGCCCCUGAAGACAGGCGCUCCUAUUGAGACCCACGGCAUCCACGCCUGGGGCCCAUGCUGUGAGCGCUCAGCUGGAGUAACUUUCCAAACCGUACUGCCCUGCCUGCUGGCUGGUGUCCUCUACUUUAGGCAAGGACCCCGAGCCUUCCUGAUCCCCUGAGUAUCCACACAGGGCUACCGGCUCCCAUGGGGGCUUUGAAUGUUGUCCUCGCUUGCAGCUUGGUCUUGAUUAUGAGGAGCUCAGGGAGUUUCGAAGCCUAAUCCUGGGAGGUAGGUGCCAGGAAUAACCUUCCGCUGGGCUCACUCUACCACGCAGUAUCCCAGGCCGGGAGAGUGUUUGAAGGAAGUACCUGAACUGGGGAGACCCAGCUGAGGCCUAUCCUGGGCCUCCGGAAGACCGUGCUGUCACCCCUCCUCCAGCCUCAAGCCAGUCCUACUACCUCUCAGAUCAUGUUCCAUUCUCCCUGAGACACUCAGUGGCUGUGAGUCCAAGCACCCUGGUAUGGUACCGGAAGUUGCUCACUUCUUGCCAUUAUUUCAUUGGAACGCCCCUGAAAUGAAACUCGACAAUAUGUCCUGAAGACUCUACUUGCCUCAGAGCCUUCCAGAAUUUCUGUAACAGGAGUUCAGAGGCAUUGUUUGGUUGGGGUAGUGGUGGUGGGAGAGAAGGGCUUGAAGUAGCGUGUGUGCAGAUAGCCCUUGGCCGAGGAUGGAGAGACCAUUAAUUCCGCGGGUCAGAGAAUGGGCUGGUCCCUAACAGAGAUUUCAGGGAAUGGGUGCUGGGAUUCCACUGAGGAUCCUCAAUUUGAUCCACAAUGCAGCCCCCGAAAUGUGCAUUUCCACUGUUUUGUAGGUGUUCUUUAACAUUACAUCUCAGCACUUGGACCCGUAAUUAAGUUGCUUACGAUCGUGAAGAGUAAGCUUCAUACUAAGCACUCGCCCAUCUCAUUCUCAAUUUUAUUAUUACUAGUUUCCUGGUUCCAGGAGUUCCAUUUUUAAUUUCCACCAGUUUUUAGUGGAACAAAGGGAUACAAUGUGGUAAAAAUGUAAGUGAUUGAAUUAGCCUGGCUUUGCCACUGAAACAUAGGUUAGAAGGUAAAAGCAAAAAAUAUUCAGUUGUCAGCUGUGGACUCAUGUCUAAGUUUGCACAACUAGGAAGGUUUAGGUGUCACCGGAUAGUGGAUAGAAAGGCAGAUUAUAUGAAAGCUGAAGGCCACCACUGAUUCCCUCCUGUUUUCCCCAGUGAGGCGUGGUGAGGUAAAUGGGGCUCCGGAUAACCUGAGGGGACAGGACUCACCUGGGGGCAGGGGUGAGAGGUGAAUAGGUCAAAGAAAAGAUGAAACAUGUGUUGAACCCCUCCGUUACCUUUUGGCCCGCCUUCCUAUAAUGACUGAAUCAACCACAGGACCCACUUCCUUUGGUUUCUCCCCUCAAAUACUGUGAGUCUGCCUGUGAGAAAGUUCUGGGUGAAGACUGAGUCACAUUAAAUAGAGGGUCCAGGAAGGUCUGGUCUUUUCCCAGAAGGUCAACCGAGAUAAAGACACAUAUGCGAAAGUGCCUGGCACAGGCCGUAGAGUCACGAGGAGUCGUCUGACCUACCUGGGGCCGGGGGGCACGAUCCCCCAGCGCCUUCUGCCCCUGCCAAACUGCGGUGACUCAGAGGUCUGCCUGCUCUGGCCCAGUCGGUUGACCUUUCUUUGGCUCUUGAUCCUGACUCAUUUUUUAAUAAACUUUCCUCCAACAGA
This is a messenger RNA of Acinonyx jubatus (cheetah), 6717 nucleotides long. RefSeq names its product interleukin 1 receptor like 2 (gene IL36R). NCBI's taxonomy places the organism in Eukaryota, Metazoa, Chordata, Mammalia, Carnivora, Felidae. The transcript is spliced from 10 exons. The coding region runs from base 377 to 2428 and encodes 683 amino acids. The record is from RefSeq and is a predicted model, not a curated record. Gene Ontology annotation, biological process: regulation of inflammatory response; signal transduction. Gene Ontology annotation, molecular function: interleukin-1, type I, activating receptor activity.